GGGAAGUGUAGUUGGAAUAGAAAUGUAAGAGUACAGGCACAUUUAGAAACGUUUUGGAAUUCUUACAUCGUCAUUUUCCUUUUCCUUUCGUUACAGAGUUAUGGAAACCAGCGCGAACACCUCGUGACACGUCUAUUAGCUCUAUAAAGUUUGGAAAGAAAAGAAAUUUAUAAGCUGAAGCAGCAGAAGAAUAGUCAAAUUCAAGUUCCAAAUCGUAAAGAGUUCAACAAAAGGCUUUUAUCAACAGUUCUGGAAAACCUCAGUUUUAAAAUGUGUUGGAAUUCGAUUCUACGAGUGGAUCCUUGUUGUUUCCUUUUGAUUUCCUUACAGCCUUCAUGGAAACUGGCAGGAACAUUUCCAGACACGUCUAUUAUUCUAUAAGAGAAAGCCAUCUCUAAUAAGUUUGGAAAGAAAAGAAAAUUUAUAAGGUGAAGCAGCAGAAGAAUAGUCAAAUUCAAGUUCCAAAUCGUGAAGAGUUCAACAAAUAGCUUUUAUCAACAGUUCUGAAAUGGCAGACGAUUCCACAUAUGGUGUUUCUGGAAAACCUCAGUUUUAUGUGGGAUUGGACAAAUGUAUUGGAGAUUUGAGGGGACUGUUAUUCCAUAGCGAGGUGUCAAUUGUUGGGUUGCAAUGCAUGGGAGGCGGUGGAAAAACUACUCUUGCUUUGGCUCUCUUGAAUGAUCCUCAAAUAAAAGGAUACUUCCGCGAUAAUGUCAUUUUCAUCACCGUAUCGCAGUCCCCAAACCUGAUGGGAAUUUUAGAGACUAUGUGGGAAAAGAUUGCUGGAAGGAAGAGACCAGAAUUUCAUAAUUUGAAAGAUGCACAUAUGAAGCUGCAACAAUUGAUUUUGAGUCAAUCCAAACCAACUCUGGUGAUUUUAGAUGAUGUAUGGUCCAGAACAAAUUUGGAAAAUUUUCUAUUUGAAGGACCAGGUUACAAAACCCUUGUAACCACUAGAGACAAUUCCACUAUUCCAACAAGCCCGACUACCCAGCUGUAUCAGUUGCCAUUGUUGUGCCCAGAGGAUGCGCUGUCACUUUUCUGUUUCUGGGCUUUUGGACAGCCAUCAAUCCCAAGCACUGUAAAUGCGAAUAUUGUAAAACAGAAUUGCAUAUUACGGGUUCAGAGGAUGUUGUUUUUCUCACAGGUGCAAGCAAAAUGUGGCGGCUUACCACUUGCUCUAAAGGUGAUCGGAAGCUGUCUGCAUGGGGAACCACAUGAGGUUUGGGAGAGGGCAAAGGACAAGAUUUCUAAAGGAGAAUCCAUAUCAGAUUAUCACAAAAAUGGGCUUAUUCGAUUAUUGGAGAUCAGUAUCGAUUCCUUAGAUGAUGUAGCCAAGGAAUGCUUCCUAGAUUUAGGAUUAUUUGCAGAGGAAAGGAAAAUAUGUGCUGAUGCGCUGCUGGACAUUUGGGUUUAUGCUCGGAAAAUACAGUGGCAUGACGCUUUAUCCAUCUUAUCGGAUCUUGCAAGCAGAAACCUGUUGAAUUUGACUAGCACGCCAAGGAGAAGAGUAGCAAUCUCACAUGCAAAUGCCUCGGAGCUGUACUUUUCUCAGCAUAGUGUAAUGCGUGAAUUGGCCCUUCAUUUGGGAUGCCGAGACGGUGUAGUCGACAGGAAGAGGUUCCUGAUGGAUCAGAAGGAGCGCAGUUUGCGGGAAAAAUGGGACUUGCUUAAUCAUAAUGCAUGCGAUGUUCAAGUGCUCUCCAUUCACACAGGUCCCAUGGAGACAAACAACUGGUAUGAGAUGAAUUUACCUGAGACAGAGGCUCUUUUGUUACUCUUUACUUCAAGUGAAUACUCUCUUCCCCCAUUUCUGAAGUCCAUGAAGAAUCUAAAAUUUCUCAUGGUAUUGAAUUAUGGAGCAAAGAGGGCGACUAUAAAAGGUCUAGAUGUUUUAUCUUCACUUCCUCAACUCAAGAGUGUCCGCUUGGAGAGGUUGAGUGCACCACCUGUUCAUAAACAAAGCAAAGCACCACCAAACUUAGAGAAGGUAUCUUUAAGCUUAUGUGAAGGAUUUGAAUAUGCAUUCACAUUCAAUAGUAUCAAGCUGCGGGAUUUUAGCAUUGAUCACUCCAGCAACUUAGAGGAGGUGCCCCUCAGUGUCUGCUAUAUGCCUUCUGUUCAGAUGUGGUCUGUUAGCAACUGCCAUCUGGUUCAGAAGUUACCUUCUGACCUUGGGAAUAUGAGCUCUAUGAGAAUCCUAAGGUUAUCAGCGUUACCAGGUUUAAAAGAACUUCCACCAUCAAUUGGAAAACUUCGGCUUUUGGAAUGUCUAGACAUCUCAUUCUGCGAGGGGCUCAGGGAACUUCCAGAGGAAAUAGGGCAACUAAAGAAGUUGAGUGAGUUUGAUAUGAGAGAAUGUUCUCAUUUGACGAGACUACCUAGAGCUGUUUGUGCACUAAGUUCCCUCGAGCUAGUUAUCUGUGAUGAGAAGAUUGGCAAGCAAUGGAUGAGGGCCAAGAACAUUUCAAUUCCAGAGCUUCGAGUUGAAAUUGUGGAACCACAGUUUAGUCUGGACUGGCUUGAUGAUUGACGUCCUUUCUUACCUCUCAUCGUGAAGCAGAAGUUCUAAUUAACUUGACAAGUACCAUACCAUACAAGCUCUUCUCUAUUUUCAGCCUAUAGUAGAUCCCAAUCCUAGUUAUGAUCAUUAUUCGUUGUAUUUGUGGUCAGUAAACACACUUUAAUAUUUUGUCCUCGCAGCCCAACUUAUACUCCAUCCGAAGACAUUUCUUUGUCUUGUAUAAGUCACGAACUGGAUAUCUUGUAACUUCGUAGCAGGUAUAUGCCUGAAAUUACACGUCUCAGUCGCUUAGACUGUCUGCAGAUAGUACAAAUGCAGAGUAUAAAUAAAUAAAUAAAAAUAGUCUAUGAGAAACAUUUAACGUGCUAAAUGAAAAGAAAGGAAUUUGAAAUGUAAAAGAGAGCUAAAAUAGUCUGUCUGCAGAUAGUACAAAUGCAGUGUAACGUGACCAAAUAAAGAAA
Molecule: messenger RNA, 2985 nt
Organism: Cryptomeria japonica (Japanese cedar)
Lineage: Eukaryota; Viridiplantae; Streptophyta; Pinopsida; Cupressales; Cupressaceae
Product: probable disease resistance protein At4g33300
Exons: 6
Coding region: 509-2533 (674 amino acids)
Biological process (GO): defense response to fungus
Molecular function (GO): ADP binding
Source: RefSeq, a predicted model, not a curated record